Messenger RNA from Thyridium curvatum, 1647 nucleotides. RefSeq lists its product as uncharacterized. Gene Ontology annotation, molecular function: protein binding. The record is from RefSeq and is a predicted model, not a curated record. The transcript is spliced from 4 exons. The coding region runs from base 1 to 1647 and encodes 548 amino acids. Lineage: Eukaryota; Fungi; Ascomycota; Sordariomycetes; Thyridiales; Thyridiaceae.
AUGGAUGCGCCCCCGCCAGACCAGUUUUACAGGCGUGCAAAGGCAGCUGGUAAGAGAGAGAUCAUGACUUCCCGCAUGUCGCCACGUCUUUCUGAAGACGCAUCUAUCCUAGUUGCCGUUGUGAACGACCGAUUAUACAUCGAGGGUGGAGAGAUCGUCGUAGCGGGGGAAGAGAAUCCGAGACCAGCCACCCCCUGGAAGCCCUCGACUCUUAUUUUGAGACACAUUGCCAAAAGGUCAGUCCCGGCGGUCAACAGCCCUCAAUUAUGGGUUCACUCAGAAUCGAACACACUGCUCAGUUGGGGAGGAGAGGGUCCAGAAGGUGACGUAGCUGGAGCAAAGGCAAAGAAGCUCUGGGCGCUGAAUCCAGACGCCAACGGCGAGGGGGCAUGGAAGGAGCAGGACCCCGCCAACCCGAGCGACUUUGCCUCGAUACGCCGCGUUGUGUAUGGCUCCUCGACGACCUGCGCGAAUGUCGCCCUCCACCAGGGAGGAUUUGGUACCUAUACGACCGACAGCUAUUUCCAAGGCACGAGUCGCUAUCCGGUCUCCGGACUAGCUCUAUUCGACAUGGCUUCGAAGACUUGGUCGAAUAGAACGGACCCUAUCCCUCCUCAGGUGGGCCAGUUCUGGGGUUCAGCUGUGUGCAUGCCCCCUGGGGUUGCUUCGAAACACCUCGCCUUCUUCAUGGGCGGGCAGAGGCAGCUGGAUACUGCAAACUUUGCGUCGUUCAGCAACGUCACCUUCUACGACCCGCAAGCGGACAAGUGGCGCUGGCAGAUGGCCUCGGGGUCGAUUCCACCACCCCGGUCCAUGUUUUGUUCUGUCGGUGUGGCUAGUCGGAACGGAACUUAUGAGAUCUUCAUGUAUGGGGGCAUCAAUGAGUCUGCCCGGAAGGAAGGCGCAUAUGGAGACAUCUACGUGCUAACCAUCCCGGGAUUUCGAUGGUUCAAGGCCAAUGUUGACAGUCCCGGGCGAUGGCUCCACGGUUGCGCGGUGGCUGGGAAUCGUCAGAUGAUUUCUGUCGGCGGGCUGGAGACACCCGGUCCCUUCUGGACCGGUGCUGGUCCGGACCCAUGGUCUCAGGGCAUCGGCGUGCUCGAUCUAUCGACUCUAGCCUGGAGCGAUGGGUAUGAUCCUCAAGCUGCGGCUUAUGAGAGUCCGAUUGACGUAAACCAGUGGUAUUCGAGCGGCGGGCUUGACACAGUGUCUUGGGACUCGAAAGAAGUCCGAGAUCUAUUUCUUACCAACUUGGCGCCAGACAGAAGUUCCCACCCAUCAAACAGUUCGGCAUCAACAAACAACCCCCUCAAGUCACAAGAAAAAAGGCCUGUCGCUACAAUAGUAGGCGGCAUAAUCGGAGGUGUCGCCACCCUGGCUUUGGUUGGAGUUCUGCUAUGGUGGUAUUUGAGACGGCAGCGCCAAGCACGAGCCGCUCUGGCUCUUGAAGAACAAUGCGUUAGCCUCCCCAACGAGCUGGAAACCAAAGAUGAGGUCCAUUACCUGGAUGAUGGAAACAAGUCUCCCUUCGCAGAGCUGUCCAGUGCCACCCGGCAAGAACUACACGCCGAGUGUAGACAUGAACUACCUAGCAAGAGCAAUAGUCACGAGAUGCUCGGCGAAUGGCAUAGGGCGGAGCUGCCGUAA